GUCCUCCUGUCUUCCGUGAAGUCUGGCUAGCAAAGUAAGUCGGAUCGCUAGUUAGCUUAGGUUAUGGUACGAACGGGAGAUGCGAUAAGGUACACUAUCAUCAGCUUCCCCAUCAGAUCAACCGACGUCAACAAUUAUCAGUCAAUCAAUCAAUAACCCGCCCAACACCUUGUUUGCCAGGCAAUAUAUACAGCCCUGCGUCACCAGGUUAGGAGACCAAUUAUCUUAUUCCCCAUCUUCAGCUUCCUUCCCUCUUCCCCUUCUCCAUUGCCACCAUUACCACCUCCAUCAUCCCCAUCCAUCAUUGUCCUCUUGUUCCCUCCCUCGCACCUUCGAAUAGACGAGAUGGCUCGACAUCCCCACCCUGUUUCUGGCCAGCUAGAGCCCAAUCGGGAACACGCGAAGCCGUCGGAUCUGUCCCACCACUUUAACCGUGUUACCCGUGAGCGAACUGCAAGUGCAAUCAAGAACUUGUACAAAUAUUUCCAGGCCCCAGGAAUGAUAAAUUUGGCCGGUGCUCUACCGUUCCCCGGGUACUUUCCCUAUGAUACAUUGGAAUCCGCUGUCUCAACUUCAGGUCGCUUCCCCGCAAACCUUAUCGAACAGCUUAACAAACCGAUUCCCGUACUCUCCACCUCUCCGCCACCUCCUCCUAAAAGAUCAUCCCCCCUUUCCUCACAUCUGAUUGUUCCGAAAUUCAAACCUGGAGGCCCACCGGGAGGCAGUAUUGAUGUUGCUACGACAUUGCAAUAUGGCCAAGCUUCCGGCUUCGGUCCAUUGGCCGAAUUUAUCAAAGACUUUUCGAUUAAUCAUCUCCAUGGCGGGAGGAUCCCAUAUGAGAAUCCGGAAAUACUUCUGACGUGUGGUAAUACCGAUGGUUUUGGGAAGGUGAUGCAAAUGAUUGCCGAGAGGGGUGACAGCAUGCUCGUGGAGGAGUACACAUAUCCGAACGCUAUCCAGACAGCUGACCCCUAUGGUGUAAACAUAUCACCUAUCAAGGUGGACGCUGAGGGAAUGCUAUCUGAAGGAAAAGGAGGUCUUAGAGAUGUUCUCGAGAAUUGGGACCACAGAAGAUUCGGUAGAAGACCUCGCUUAAUGUACACUAUCACAAUCGGUCAAAACCCCACCGGCGCCACACUUUCUUUGCAGCGCAGAAAGGAAAUCUACCGUUUGUGUGAGAGAUACGAUGUGAUCAUUAUCGAAGAUGAUCCGUACUGGUAUCUCCAGUAUACUGAAUCCUCGCACCCCAAGGACGCCCAAACCCUGCCAGCCAACUCUACCGGAAUGAGAUAUCCUUUCCUGGAAGCCCUAACCCCAUCCUACUUGACAAUCGACACCUCUGGGCGCGUCAUCCGUCUUGAUACCUUCUCGAAGACAAUCGCACCCGGUUGCCGUCUGGGAUGGGUCACAGCACAACCAGCUUUCAUCGAGCGCCUGACUAGAAUCACCGAGAGUUCCACUCAAAGCCCCUCCGGCUUUGCCCAAGCGAUGGUAGUUCAGCUGUUGCGCAAUAUUUGGGGUAUGGACGGUUGGGUCAGCUGGCUAGAGGGACUUCGUGCCGCAUACGAGGCUCGAAUGAGAAUAAUGUGCAGUGUCUUGGAUGCAUACAAGGAGAGCGCCAUUGUCUGCGAGAGCAAAGACGAAGAUUCCAUGAUUGUGGACAAAGUCAGAAUGUAUUCUUUCGACGAGCCCAUGGGUGGGAUGUCCGUAUGGGUUCAUAUCCACAUCACUUCCCACCCAGCGUACGCCGCAUACCUCGCUCGCGGGCACACUAAGCGAGAAAUGAUGAACCAACUGUGGAAGUAUGGUGCUGAGGAACACAUCUGUCUCCCAUGUCCCGGCUGGAUCUUUGGCGCGAACAAAAACAUCCAGGAGGACAACAGUGCUGAGUUUUUCAGACUCUGUUUUGCGGCGAUCGAAGCCGAGAGAAUUUUGGAGGCAACCGAACGAUUUGGAAGGGGAAUUCGUGAGUUCUGGGGACUCAACGCUGACGAAAUCGAGAGCUGUUGUUCGGCGGAUGGCGUGCCGGAGGCCCAAGGAAAGGAAGCCGCAUGGGGGUUGGGAUGUGGCGGGUUCGGGUGUUGAACUUAUUCGUCUUUUUCAUUAGUCUUUCGUUCAUUCACUAGGGCGCAAUUUUUCAUACGGUGGGGGAUAAAUGGUUGGGAAAGGUCAUAACAUUGCAUUGGGAAAGGGGAAAUGGAAUCGGAAAUGGGAUGGGAGGGAAUUCAAGGGUAUAAAUCAGGAUUCUUAGCAUUUGCAUUGUACUCGUACAUAUAAAAUUAAGCUCUUUCUACCCCCUCACAAA
Molecule: messenger RNA, 2305 nt
Organism: Tuber melanosporum (Perigord truffle)
Lineage: Eukaryota; Fungi; Ascomycota; Pezizomycetes; Pezizales; Tuberaceae
Exons: 4
Coding region: 346-2085 (579 amino acids)
Biological process (GO): biosynthetic process
Molecular function (GO): transaminase activity; pyridoxal phosphate binding
Source: RefSeq, a predicted model, not a curated record